AUGGCCACAACUAUUUCUUCACAGAAACCCCAGGAAGAAGAGGAUGAAAUGUUGAUGAAGAACCAAGAAAUUACAGAAGCCAUUCAUUCUGACCAUGAUUAUGUCCAACGUUCACCUUUAUCUAGUGACAGCAGUGGGUCUUUGGUAUCAUCCUCUUCACCUGUGCCACCUCAGUCAGUAGAAAGUGAAGAACUCAGUCCCAGUUCAUUUAAUAGCAUUGCUGACAGCCGAGGUGAGGAAGAGGAAGAGGAGGAGGAGGAGGAUGAUAAACAGUUACACUUGAAUAAUAGUGGUGUCAUGUUAGUGGAAGAGGAGUUCUCAGAUGACUAUUCCAAUAUAAAUUUGAAUACUAUUAACAGUUCAGGUCUGUCAAUAGAAUUAGGUUCUGGUGGAGAAAGCAUAUCUACACACAAUGCCUGGGUACUUAAUGACAACAUUGUUGAAACGGAGCCACCUCAGACGAUCAAAGUCAUUCGCUUGCCAUCAGAAAAGACAGUUGAGUCUUACACAAUCAAACACAAUCAAGCACAGAAUACAGUUUCAAAUAAAAACAGCAGCAGCAACAAUGUAUCACUAGUUUUGACAGAAGAAGAGAAAACUUUACUAACCCGGGAGGGUUAUGUACUUCCUACCAACAUGCCCCUCACCAAGGAAGAAGAGAGAGCUCUAAAAUCAGUCCGAAGAAAAAUUAGAAAUAAGAUCUCGGCCAAGGAGAGUCGAAAACGAAGACAGGAAUAUGUGGAUGGGUUGGAGAAGAGAGUUAAAUUCUGCACUGUAGAAAAUCAACAAUUACAUAAAAAGAUCAUUUCUCUUGAGAAACAAAAUAUAUCUCUGGUGACCCAAAUGAAGAAACUACAGUCUUUUAUUUUGUCUUCAACAAAUAAACCUGUUCAGACCAGCACAUGUGUCAUGGUUUUGUUGCUGUCAUUUGCCUUAAUUAUAGUGCCAGCCUUUAAUCCAUUUAGAAAUAAAGCUAUCCCUGCUGGUCUGAGUUUGUCUAAAACUCCAAUGCCAGGCAAUUCUAGAAGUCUCUUACACAAAAUGGAUGAUUAUUGUUCCUCAAAUGAAGAUCAAGUGAGUACAAUAUUUCAGCGAAAUCCAUUCCUGAGCAUACCAAAGAGUUCAGUGCCACCAAUUUCGAUGACAAAUGAAAAUCCUAAUCAUGGUUCCAAUAAUCUCCCAGAGACAGAAAUGUACAAGAGCAAUCAGAAAUCUUAUAACAACAACAGUCCAGCAGCAAGUACGGAAACCAACAAAGUGGUUCUGAAACCCAAUGCCUCCAUACAUGUUGUGGCAUCUAUCCAAACAGGAAGGGGAUCUUUGUCUGGGGACAUUAAACAUUCAAUACACACAGCUGGGGCUGCAGAUUAG
This is a messenger RNA of Acanthosepion pharaonis, 1371 nucleotides long. Lineage: Eukaryota; Metazoa; Mollusca; Cephalopoda; Sepiida; Sepiidae. The record is from the annotation of a GenBank genome assembly.